Drosophila subpulchrella is the source of this 899-nucleotide messenger RNA. Its product is annotated as protamine-like protein 99C. The record is from RefSeq and is a predicted model, not a curated record. Gene Ontology annotation, biological process: spermatogenesis; sperm DNA condensation. The transcript has 3 exons. NCBI's taxonomy places the organism in Eukaryota, Metazoa, Arthropoda, Insecta, Diptera, Drosophilidae. The coding region runs from base 66 to 578 and encodes 170 amino acids.
AGUAUUCAAGUGUAGACAUUGUCGUGCACGGGAAACCAAAUUUUAUUUUUACACACAUUUAAACUAUGGAAGGAAAAAAAGGUCGAAAGACACUUCGUAAAACAACUGGCUCCCUGAACUUAUCGAGCCAAGAAAAAAAGCGAUUCUACGGAAUUUCCCCACAGAACGGGAUACGUUUCGAAGCAAGAGAAUGGAACUAUAUGACCCUCUUUAAAAAUCCGAGUGCACCUCAGGAGCUUGAGAGUCAGUCCCUUGGGGAAAACCCCGGUAAAUCUGAGCGGGAGAAAUGCAGUCCGGCUCGCUCUCCCAGUGCCCGUGAAAGGGAGUCGAGGAUCAAGAAGAAAAGGAAGCCAUCCAAGUCCACCAAGAAGAGACCCAGCCCUGUGCUGAAGACCCUCGGUCCAAAUCGUCUGGGCUCCGCCGUAGCCUAUAUUCAUUUCAUGCGUAAGUUUCAGAGGAAGAACAACAAUUUGAAGGCGAAUGAUCUACUAAACAAGGCAACUCGUCUUUGGUGCCGUCUGCAUGGAAACCAGCGCCAACAAUUUGAGAGGCCGCUUUGGGUUGUGAGGACUGGAUAGGAACACUGGAUAGGAAAGGAAGAAAUCUAACUCCAUCAAGCGCAUUGUAAAGAAGAAAGCGAGUCCUGUGCUAAAGAUUCGCGACAAAAGUCCUUUGGGCUCAGCGGUGGCCUAUAUUCAUUUUAUGCGCAAGUUUCAAUCACUAAAUUCUCAUUUGUCGGGCCCUGAUCUAUUGAACAAGGCAGCUCGUGUUUGGUGCAUUCUGACUGAAAGUCAGCGCAAACUAUUUGAUCUAAAUUUAAAGGUUUAUAAGAGAAGUAAUGGCUACAAUUUUCUAAAGAUUGUGUAAAUUGGACCGAAAACACUUUGUAAAUAAAAAGA